GAAGGAUAUAAUCGUAUUUUGAAAACUUUAUGGUCUGCCGCAAAUCCUAUUCAGGGAACAUUAGGUAGCUAUGGCAAGUCAACCGAAUUAUUAUAAAGUUCUCGGAGUCUCUCCUACUGCGACGCAGCAGGAGAUUCGUACUGCAUACAAGAGGGCUUCUUUGCGAACUCACCCUGACCGAGUACCUGCAGACUCUCCUGAGAGGGCUGCUCGCACGAAAGAGUUUCAAAGGGUAAACGAUGCUUAUUAUACGUUAUCCGACGCAGAGCGCAGACGUGACUACGAUGCGGCCCGAAGGAGCUAUUUCGGCGGCGACCGCAGUGAGAGUGCCGACGAAGACAUCCCCCGUGGCGGAGCAGGUGGAUUCCCAUGGUCAUCAUUUGACUUUAGUGGAUCAGAACGAGAACGAGAAGGACGUGAUUCCAAUCAGUUCGGUUCGAUAUUUGAAGAAAUGCUUCGCGAAGAAGGGCUGGCUAGCGAUGAGACUGAUAUCAAUGGGCAAAGAAGAUCAGUGCCCACCAAGAAAUUCUGGUCCAUCGUUGGUGCGGUCAGUGGUGGUGCUCUUGGGUUCAUCGUUGCCAACGUACCUGGUGCGUUAGCGGGGGCAGUGGCUGGUAAUAGACUAGGCGCAGUGCGAGACGCGAAAGGAAAGAGUGUUUAUGAUGUUUUUUGCGAACUUCCACAGUCGGACCGUGCAAGGCUUCUAAGUGAGCUUGCAGCGAAAGUCUUCCAGACAACCUUAGGUCGUUGAGCGCGGAGAUUAUUGGUUAUUUUGGGACAGAUUGGAGGAGGGCAUAGCAUUGUUUGCUUCUUGGUCGAUACAUUGGCUUCAUCAAGCGUUAGUCGUUAUUUUUGUUUGGAUUAUUUACCUAUUUUCCUCAGAAUAGUGUCAGUGUAUCAGAUUAUUUAGACUCAGCAGCCAUGACUUAUCCUGAAUGCUUCUGAUCGUGGAGGGCUAUUUAACG
This is a messenger RNA of Talaromyces stipitatus ATCC 10500, 965 nucleotides long. Its product is annotated as DnaJ chaperone (Caj1), putative. Bases 71 to 751 code for a protein of 226 amino acids. The record is from RefSeq and is a predicted model, not a curated record. The transcript is spliced from 4 exons. Lineage: Eukaryota; Fungi; Ascomycota; Eurotiomycetes; Eurotiales; Trichocomaceae.